Cooperia oncophora is the source of this 516-nucleotide messenger RNA. The record is from the annotation of a GenBank genome assembly. Lineage: Eukaryota; Metazoa; Nematoda; Chromadorea; Rhabditida; Trichostrongylidae.
AUGUCGUUGAAAGUAUGGAUUAUUCUUUUCGUGCUGCGAGAGAUCUACAAGUUUAUCGCUGAAUUGAUAUCAUCAGGCAAGAGUGUUCACGAUGCAUGUAUUGUGUAUGCAAAAUUCCUAUUGAAAUGGGAACCUGGAGAACAAGUGAGGAAGAAUCAAGAAACACUGCUCAGAAACGCGAUCGCUGCUUUUCCUUAUCAUCAUUCUCUGCUUUAUGAGACACUGGUUAAGGCCAUGUCCAAAACGCCUUUUGGUGAAAGGCCCACUGCUUUUGAAUACAUCGUGCAAGGUCUGUUUGGUCAGCGAUUAGUAAUGGUCAGCAAGUUUUGUGGGACGUGUGGAGCAUUCACAGCUAAGAAGCGUUGUCCGAAGUGCAAGUUAUGCUAUUGCUGUGUUGACUGCCAAAAGUUGGACUGGCCAAUUCACAAGUUGUGUUGUGAAUCUAUCAAGACGUGGAACACGAUCCCUGAUGCAAAAGACACUAUUUCCUUGGACGGAUAUCGCAAGCUACAUUAA